AUGGCAUCGAAUAACUUUGUCUCCAAUCUUGUCACGGCCGAUCCAGGCCUGCCGCGACCCAACCCUACUCAGUCUUAUUGGCAGCACAUUCCACAUGCUCUGGCCGAUGUCCAAUCCUCGACUUUGCCCAAUGACCGAGACUUUGCCAUCAUUGGGUCGGGAAUCACGGGACUAGCAGUAGCCAAGACGCUCUUAGAACGACACCCGACUGCCACAGUAACUGUUCUGGAGGCUCGUACGCUUUGUUCUGGAGCGACUGGGCGCAAUGGUGGUCAGAUGGCCGCCAAUGCUGGAGAGGAGUAUAUGCAUCUAGCUGAGACCCAUGGACCAGAAACAGCAGGGAAGAUUGUGGAUUUCACGUUUCGCAACUUGGAGAAGAUGCAGGAGCUGAUUGAAGCGUACGAUGCUGCGGAAGUUAGCGAGAUGCAACGUCUGCGGAAGCUACGAGUGUUUUUGACCCCGAAGAAGUUUGAAGAUUUCAAGGCAAGUAUUGCACGCCUGGAACAGGAUCAUCCUUCUAAAAAAGGAUUGUAUGUCAUUCUGGAUGCGGACGCAGUAGGUCAGGAAUAUGGAAUUCAUGGUACAGCUGGAGGGGCUCUUCUCUCGGCUGGAACAGUCUGGCCAUAUCGUCUUAUCACCAAAGCUUUUGCAGCACUCCUGGAAAAAUACCCAGAUCGACUGACAAUUGAGACACAUACCCCUGUUGAGUCUGUGGAGCACAAAUCGAUGUUCGCCUCGCCCAUCACGACUGAUCUCCCCUAUACUUUGCACACUUCUCGCGGUCCACUGUGGGCAAGGACUCUGGUCCACUGUACCAAUGGGUACAGCGGACACCUUCUCCCCAAGCUGAGGGGGCUUGUUCAUCCUUUCAAGGGUACGAUGACGGUCCAAGAUCCAAAGGACUCUGUGCCAAACCAAGGCACCUCUGUAUCAUGGGGCUUCCAUUAUACCCCUUCUUACGAUCCCGAAACGAAGCGGCAUGGACAUGGAUUGUAUUAUCUGGGACAAAGCGCCAAGACAGGGUACUUCUACUUUGGAGGCGAGAAUGCACGCAUCGAGGAGUCGGUGUCUGCCGAUGAUACCUUUGUGGCUGAGCACUCUGUUACUCACCUCCAGUCGGUACUGCCACGAUUCUUCGGCAAAACUGAUCAAUCAAACUGGGGCCUGGUGGGUUCGUGGAGUGGUAUCAUGGGCUUCUCAUCCGAUGGUCUUCCAAUAGUUGGGAGACUUCCAUCCACACUGACAGGACGGAAAGGCGAUAAUGAGUGGAUUGCUGCUGCAUUCAAUGGCUAUGGAAUGGCAAAUUGCUUAAUGAGCGGUGAGGCGCUUGCUUUGAUGAUGCUUGGCGAGGAUGUCAGCCAAUGGCUUCCCAUUGCAUAUGGACUUAGCAAGAAGAGACUUCAGGGGUCGCUGACUAUCUCAGAAGCUGUCAGCGCCCUGGGCUCAUAG
Messenger RNA from Penicillium canescens, 1449 nucleotides. RefSeq names its product NAD(P)/FAD-dependent oxidoreductase. NCBI's taxonomy places the organism in Eukaryota, Fungi, Ascomycota, Eurotiomycetes, Eurotiales, Aspergillaceae. Bases 1 to 1449 code for a protein of 482 amino acids. The record is from RefSeq and is a predicted model, not a curated record. Gene Ontology annotation, cellular component: cytoplasm. Gene Ontology annotation, molecular function: oxidoreductase activity. The transcript has 3 exons.